UGUGACUAGGUGGAAAAUGAGCAUCACAGAUGUGCUUAGUGCUGAUGACAUCGCUGCUGCCCUGCAGGAAUGCCAAGACCCAGAUACUUUUGAACCCCAAAAAUUCUUCCAGACAUCAGGCCUCUCCAAGAUGUCAGCCAGUCAGGUGAAGGAUGUUUUCCGAUUCAUAGACAAUGAUCAGAGUGGAUAUCUGGAUGAAGAAGAGCUUAAGUUUUUCCUCCAGAAGUUUGAGAGUGGUGCUAGAGAACUGACCGAGUCAGAAACCAAGUCCUUGAUGGCCGCUGCAGAUAAUGAUGGAGAUGGAAAAAUUGGGGCUGAUGAAUUCCAAGAGAUGGUGCAUUCUUAA
Ictidomys tridecemlineatus (thirteen-lined ground squirrel) is the source of this 346-nucleotide messenger RNA. RefSeq names its product oncomodulin 2 (gene Ocm2). NCBI's taxonomy places the organism in Eukaryota, Metazoa, Chordata, Mammalia, Rodentia, Sciuridae. The record is from RefSeq and is a predicted model, not a curated record. Gene Ontology annotation, cellular component: cytoplasm. Gene Ontology annotation, molecular function: calcium ion binding.